Salvia miltiorrhiza (redroot sage) is the source of this 765-nucleotide messenger RNA. RefSeq names its product protein GRIM REAPER. The record is from RefSeq and is a predicted model, not a curated record. The coding region runs from base 73 to 540 and encodes 155 amino acids. NCBI's taxonomy places the organism in Eukaryota, Viridiplantae, Streptophyta, Magnoliopsida, Lamiales, Lamiaceae. The transcript has a single exon.
GCUUUAAAUUCCCAUAAUCACCUCCCUUCGUAUCCACUCCAAACUCCACCUACCUUUAAUGUUAGAGAGACAAUGGCUAAAACCCUAAUGCUCAUCAACCUCGUAACCAUUCUUUUCCUCCUAAUAUUCCCACUACUCGCCGUAUCGUUGGAAGACGAGGAAAUCGAAGGCGAAUACUACGUUCUCGAUUCCGUUCCUGCCAAUCAUAGCGCGAGAAGAAGCAGCAGAUAUUUGAUCACAUCGGUCAUCAAGAAGAUCAAGAAAGGCACGAGCUGCGAUGCGAAGACGAACCCUAACGUGUGCAACGGGGUAUCGGCUAAUAACGGCACCAGCCUUCUCUACUGCUGCAAGAAGCACUGCCGGAACGUGCUCGGUGACCGCAACAACUGCGGGGCGUGCGGCUAUAAGUGCCGGUUUGGGGAGCGCUGCUGCGGCGGGGUUUGCACUAAUGUUUUGGCAAACCGGACCAACUGCGGGAAAUGCAGUAAGAAGUGCCCUCGUGGGGUCAAGUGUGACUAUGGUUACUGUGGCUAUGCAUGAUGACAAAGAUUCAUUCAUGAAAUUGAAAACCCAGUUUUGGGAGAGAGAGAGGAUUCGGCUGCGAAAAAUUAAUUUAUGAUCAUUAAAUUAAAGAGAGUUUAUUUUUUGGAGAGUGGUUGUCGUUUGUAAAGAAAGGUAAGACCUUUUACAUGUAAUAAAAUUAUAGUAUACACUAUAUAUUGGGUUUGUGCUUGGGACUGAUUUAACGACAUCAUUAUUCUCUUA